Messenger RNA from Pyrgilauda ruficollis (rufous-necked snowfinch), 3920 nucleotides. RefSeq names its product base methyltransferase of 25S rRNA 2 homolog (gene BMT2). Lineage: Eukaryota; Metazoa; Chordata; Aves; Passeriformes; Passeridae. The record is from RefSeq and is a predicted model, not a curated record. Bases 16 to 1305 code for a protein of 429 amino acids. The transcript is spliced from 5 exons. Gene Ontology annotation, biological process: negative regulation of TORC1 signaling.
GGGGGCGGUGCGCGCAUGCCCGCCCGGCGCGGCCCCGGCACGGCGCGCGCCUCCUCCUGGGCCGGGCGGUGCGCGGCGAGCAGCGGGAACACCAUGGAGGCCGCUCCGCAGCCCCGGCCCCGGCCCGGAGGGGCCGCCGCCGCCCCGCCGCCACCCCCGGAGCAGGAGCGGAAGCUGGAGCAGGAGAAGCUGUCGGGGGUGGUGAAGAGCGUCCACCGGCGGCUGCGCAAGAAGUACCGGGAAGUGGGAGACUUUGAUAAGAUCUGGCGUGAGCACUGUGAGGAUGAGGAAACUCUGUGUGAAUAUGCUGUGGCAAUGAAAAACCUUGCAGAUAAUCACUGGGCAAAAACUUGUGAAGGGGAAGGCCGAAUUGAAUGGUGUUGCAGUGUAUGCCGAGAAUAUUUUCAGAAUGGUGGAAAAAGAAAAGCACUUGAGAAAGAUGAAAAAAGAGCACUUCUUGCUUCUAAAACCACUCCAGCUUUAAAUAUUCCUCAGACUCCCAAGAUUGAAGAUCCUUUGCCAAACUUUGGCUUGACAAAUCACGAAGCUGUGACAGAAGAGUUCCUUCACUCCUUGGGAAAGAUCAGAUUACUUGAUGUUGGUAGCUGCUUUAACCCAUUUCUGAAGUUUGAAGAGUUUCUGACAGUUGGCAUAGACAUUGUACCAGCUGUUGAGAGCGUAUACAAAUGUGACUUCCUAAAUCUUCAAAUUCAGCAACCUCUUCAACUGGCACAAGAUGCUAUAGAUGCCUUUCUUAAGCAACUGAAAAAUCCCAUUGAUUCUCUACCUGGAGAAUUGUUCCAUGUUGUCGUUUUCUCGCUCCUUCUUUCUUACUUUCCAUCACCCUAUCAACGAUGGAUAUGCUGCAAGAAGGCACAUGAACUUCUCGUAUUAAAUGGCUUAUUGCUUGUAAUAACUCCUGAUUCAUCUCAUCAGAAUCGCCGGGCUAUGAUGAUGAAAAGCUGGAAAAUUGCCAUCGAGUCCUUGGGUUUUAAACGCUUCAAGUAUUCCAAGUUUUCUCACAUGCACCUGAUGGCAUUUAGGAAAACUUCCCUGCAAACAACAAGUGACUUAGUUAGCAGGAACUACCCGGGGAUGUUGUAUAUCCCACAGGAUUUCAACAGUAUAGAGGAUGAGGAGUAUUCCAGCACUGCGUGCUAUGUUCGGUCAGACACAGAGGAUGAACAGCUAGCUUACGGUUUCAUGGAGCUACCUGAUGCUCCCUACGACUCAGACUCUGGAGAAAGCCAGUCUAGUUCUAUUCCUUUCUAUGAGCUAGAAGAUCCUAUAUUGCUUCUAAGUUAAUGUAGUUGUUGAAAUGCCCAUUCAGUCAAACCUCUUGCUUAACUAAUUUUGCUAUACUAACAUGGGCUCAACACAGAAAAAUGGUUUGCAUAAAGAAAAUGCAAAGGUUUACAGAGUUUGCUAUUUUUUUCUACUUUUGAAUUUUAAAAUUUAUUCUUGUAUGAAAGUGAAAAAAUACAAGUUUUAUGCAAAUGGCUCGUGUCAUAGCAUAAAUUGCUGUUACUUUCUUUAGAUUUGUAUCACUAUUUUUUUUUUCCAGAAAGGUACCAUUCUUUUCUUUAGUGCUGUGAAGUGUGAAUUCUAUUUAAUUUGUUAAAUGUUGUUUCAGUAUUUUAACUCAAUGUGGUUGAGCUUAAGGCACUGGAGUUGGUGGUCUUCUGAGAAGUAUAUGUAGGAAGAAAUAAUUUGCACUUUAAUUAAAUGUGCAGAUAAGAUACUUGGUUACAAAUGUCCUUUCUUAAUUAUGAAACAAAACUUUUUUUCUUCCAAAAUUUGUUUCACUCUGGUUAAGCCGGGGCUGGAGAAACAAUAAUGCUUGCACAUUUGAUUCUAUGUUUAUUGCAGCCCUUGUAACGUGACACCAAAACACUGGAAUAUAUUCAUCCGUAGUUCUACAUACUGUGUAAUUUCAUUACAUAAAUAGCAAUUUCUGAAGAGGCUUUUCCUCCAGAGGAGUAUGGUACGUCUAGACAAUUAUGUUUCACUUCAAAGCUGGAAUAUGUUUUGCAGUUUUCUGAAUAUACAAGCACUAAUGUAUAUCAGUAUUUCCCCAACUAUGGUGUUCUGUAUUCUUUUCCAACUGUGUUUUUCUGGGGGACAAAGUGGGUUUUGUCAUGUUUUAAAGUAAAUUAUUUAUGCAUUUUAAAAAGAAACAACUUUUUCAUUAAUUGUCCUUAUUUGUAGACCUAAGUUAGCCAGUGACUACAAGUUUUUCAAGGAUACACAUAUUUGCAUAAAGCCAUGUAAUUCAGACCACACACAUGAAUUUAACACAUGGGGUUUUUUUGUUUAUUAGGACCCAGCUGACUUCAGUUAAAUAAAAACUCCAUAGCUGACUGAAAACUGGUCUGCACGGUAAAGAGAUUAAACAUCUAUUUUUACAUCUAUUAAGUUUUUACCUUGUGUAAUGAAUUGUGAGUUUUUGCAGGAAAAAUCAGUUCUGUUCAGUGGUUAAAAAAAGAGGAUUCAUUAUUAGUUUAAUUUAGAUUUUCCUCCAUUUAAAAUAAUGGCCAGAAUUUUCAGAUUUGGUUAUUAGGCUCUUAAAUCUAUAUCUAAGUGCCUAGUGGUAAAUUAUUAGAACUAGGUGCCAGAUCAUGACUUAUUUCACAUUCUGAAAAUUGGUAAAAAAAUACUAAUACAGUUUCACAGGUUAUUGUGGUGAAAUAUCUUAAAAGAUGAAAUAUCUUACAUUGAACUGCCAUGUUGUAUUUAUAAUAUAAAAGUUGCUAGAUAAACUGAAGUUGUAGUGUGGAUUUUACAGUGCUUGCUACAAAAAUGAAACUUACUCCUUCCGUUGAAGUUUUGCACUGAAUGUGUCACAGUUUGUCCUACCUGUUUUUCUUUUAUAGUAUUUCCUACAUAGAGUAAUCGCAUUGGUCCAGCUUACACUCAGAUGUGAUCUGGACUCUGGUAUUGUAUUCUUUGACAUAAGCUUUUUUGUGUCUCUUUUUAACUUUAAAGCAUUCCCAAAUUCCUAAUUCAAAUUUGUUAUUCAAUCUGGAUUAUAGAGUUAUACAAACCAAACAAUUAUAUUUUGAUGUGUAAAAAGAAAAAAAAAAUAAGGUUAGACAUACAAGAGUCAUGGUUCACUUGCUAAUUUUUGUUAAAAGAGAAUACUUCUCUAAUGAAAUACACAAUGGCUUCAGAAUUGGCUUUUAGUCAGUAUUUUCAUUAAAAUGUUUGUCAUUGAAAGCCUUUCUUCCCAAUUAACCACUGGUUCCAGCAGUGUUCAUGUUAAAAUAUUGCUGCUGUAAAUUCACCUGUUUAUGGGAGGUUAAUAUGUGCAUUCUUCAAAGUAUGCAUAAUAUUUUAACUGAUAUUCAAUUUAGAAACUAGUACACCAUCAAACAUGUGUUGGCAUUGAUUACUGUAAAUUGGUUUGUGAUUCAUACACAAAGAAAUGCAAUUCAGAACAAGAUUUAUCCCCCAAAAUAGCUUAAAUACUGAGAUUUAAAGUUUAAUCCUUUUUGGGAGGUUGGUGACAACGCUGGUUUAGGGACCUGAGAUUCAUAACAGCUUGGUUUUCUUGCUGAUCAUUCUGAAUGCCCAAAGUGGGUUUAUUGGUUAUUUGGUUUUGUGGGGUUUUUUUCUUUUUUGGUUUGGUUUGUAUUGUUUUUUUUCACAAGGGACAGUAGAUUGUGGUGAAGGAGGAAAGUAUGAUUUACAUAAAUACUUACAUCUCCCUUAAUAAUAAAGUGAUGAUAUCAGGAGUUAUUGUAUAUUUGACUUCAGUGCAAGAAUAUUAUUUCUAGGUUAUGAAAUAUUUGAAAAUUAUGACUGUGCAAAGUGCUGGAGAAGAAAAGGAAGAAAACAUGUUGGCAUCUCUGUUGUCUUUUAUGUCACUACUUUUGUGAACAAAGCACAUUUAUUAAAAAAAAAAUCUCAAAAACCAAAAA